Molecule: messenger RNA, 261 nt
Organism: Perkinsus marinus ATCC 50983
Lineage: Eukaryota; Perkinsozoa; Perkinsida; Perkinsidae
Product: hsp90 co-chaperone, putative
Exons: 3
Coding region: 1-261 (86 amino acids)
Biological process (GO): chaperone-mediated protein complex assembly; protein folding
Cellular component (GO): nucleus; cytosol
Molecular function (GO): protein-folding chaperone binding; Hsp90 protein binding
Source: RefSeq, a predicted model, not a curated record
AUGUCAGCUCCUACCACUCUCCGACCUAAUCUCAAGUGGGCUCAGCGAGACGAGCACAUCUGGCUCACUGUGGACCUCUCAGGCGUUGAGGACAUGAAGGUCGACCUUCAACCCACCACUUUGAAGUUCUCGGGAGCUUCUCACGGCGAUAAGUAUGCCUUCGACAUCACUUUUUAUGCUGAGAUUGUGCCCGAGGAAUCCAAGAUGAGGAAGUGUCAAGGGAGUCCUCUGAACUGGAGCAGCAGCGAGAAGGGUUACUAA